UACAAUAACCUUAAAUUGAGAAAUAAAAGAAACCCCUUUGUCUCUCUCUCUCUCUCUCUCUAUACAUCUUUCUCUCUCUAUUUCUUGAACAGAAAAGAUUUUAAGUGCUCUGGCUGGUUUUGGAAAUUUGCAUGGGGCUUCUUGUGGGUUCUUGUUGAAUUGAAAAACCCAGUAAAGCAAUUCAGAAAUCUUUGUCUGAAAUUAAAAUAAAAAUCUGUUCUUUGCCCAAAUGUUUCAAGAAGAGGGGUCAUCCUCUGUUACAUCAUCACCCCUCCAAAUGUUUCCGAUGAUGUCUUUACCUCCUAGUUUGACCAUGUCUCCAUAUCCAUGGCUCAAAGAUCUAAAGCCCGAGGAGAGAGGAUUGUACCUAAUCCAUCUCUUAGUCACUUGUGCCAACCAUGUCUCACAAGGCAGCUUCGAAAACGCAAACAUAGCCCUCGAUCAAAUCUCCCACCUCGCCUCCCCAAACGGGGACACAAUGCAGCGAAUCGCCUCCUAUUUUUCGGAGGCUCUGGCGGAUAGAAUCCUCCGAACAUGGCCCGGCAUUUACAAGGCCUUCCGCUCCACUAAAAUCUCGUUUCUUUCCGAAGAAAUCCUCGUUCGCAAAAUGUUCUCAGAUUUUCUCCCAUUUACGAAGGUGGCAUCCGUGAUAGCCAACCAAGCGAUUAUCGAGGCAAUGGAGGGCGAAAAAAUGGUUCAUUUGAUCGACCUAAACGCAGCGGACCCCACACAAUGGCGGGCCCUCAUCCAAGACUUACGGGCCCGACCCGAAGGCCCUCCCCAUUUGAGGAUAACGGGUAUCCAUCACCGAAAGGAGGUGUUGGAUCACAUGGCCCGAAUCUUGACCCAAGAAGCCGAGAAGUUGGAUUUGCCGUUUCAAUUCAACCCCAUUGUUUGCAAAUUGGAGAAUCUUGAGUUCGAGAAUUUGCGUGUCAAAACAGGGGAGGCUCUAGCGAUUAGCUCGUUUACGCAGCUGCACACGCUCUUAGCUCCGAAUAACGACCCAAGAAACGGGUCCCACUUGCAAAGGGAGAUGCUUGAUAAGGAUAACGAAUCGGGCUCUUCUUCACCGCCCUUGUCUUCUUCGGCUAGAAUCGAUAGUUUUAUUAGUGGUUUGUGGGGUUUGUCUCCGAAGAUUAUGGUGGUGACUGAGCAAGAUUCCGAUCACAAUGGGAAGGGUUUGAUGGAGAGGCUAUCGGGGGCUUUGUACUUUUACGCAGCGUUGUUCGAUUGCUUGGAAUCUUCUCUGCCGAGGGAAUCUUUGGAGAGGUUGAAAAUGGAGAAGAUGGUUUUGGGCGAGGAGAUCAAGAAUAUCAUUGCGUGCGAGGGUGUUGAGAGGAAGGAGAGGCACGAAAAGCUCGAGAAGUGGAGCCAAAGAUUCGAAUUUUGUGGUUUUGCGAAUGUGCCUCUUAGCUAUUACGCUAUGCUGCAGGCGAAGAGAUUGAUGCAAGGGUUCAACUGCGAGGGUUAUAAUAUUAAAGACGAGAACGGUUGUGUGGUGAUUUGCUGGCAAGAUCGGCCGCUUUUCUCGGUUUCGGCUUGGAGAUAUAGGAGGUGAAAAGAAAAAAAAAAACGAAGCUUGGUUGAUUAUUAUUGACCUUAUUUUGUAAUCCUUGUUUAUGUUCUUCCAUGUUUGUUUAUUUGUAGAGGUUAUUUUUUCUUUCGGUGACGUAAUGCUAACUCGUCUGCAGUUUGUAAGACCGUUCUUUCAAUGGUUACUUAAAGUUGGUGUAAUAUAGCUCGAUUCAAGAAUGUGUUUGUCUGAAUAUCUCUCUCUAUGCCUCUUAAGACAUUGAUGCUGAAUGUAGAGAUGAUUGUAUUCUUCUUGUCUAUGGGCAUUUGGGGCCACCCCUUUUGGUUU
Erythranthe guttata (spotted monkey flower) is the source of this 1861-nucleotide messenger RNA. Its product is annotated as scarecrow-like protein 3. The record is from RefSeq and is a predicted model, not a curated record. NCBI's taxonomy places the organism in Eukaryota, Viridiplantae, Streptophyta, Magnoliopsida, Lamiales, Phrymaceae.